AAUUUCCAUUACAUAUUAUAUUUGGUAGACAGAUUCAGAGGAGAGUUGGGAGCGAGUGGAAGCUGAUGAGAUUUUCUUUCAGCAAGAGAGAAAGAGCUUUCUUGCUAUGUAUGAAAAGUCUACGUGAAGGAAUAGAAUAAUGGUUGGGUAUUCAUUUUGGCUUCAUCUACUUUAUAUUGUUAUUGAUUUUGUUUUUGUUUUUUUUUUUUUUCUUUUCCUUCUCUGUUUUUAUAAAUGUAAUCGUUGAAUUAAAUAAAUAUAUAUAUUUUUUUGGCUUCAUAUACACUCCAGGGUGACAUAAGACCUGUAAUCUCUUUCUUAUAUAUCUCUCAUACGUUAGGUUGCCCCAUCUCCACUCAACUGUUUCUAUCUUUAAUGGUUUUCUUUUAAAAUCUAAGCUACAGAUAGUGAGCCACACACAUUUCAUAUAUGUGUUGUUUUUAACAAAAAAAUAUAUAAUAAUAAUAAAUAAAAAUCUAAAUAAACUUUGCCUUUGGUCAGUGUUAAAGAAGGAAGCCAGAACUACUACAUUUAUCCUUCUACAAGCUAAGUUUUCCCAUAUUAUUAUACAUUUACAAACUAAAAGCUCAACCAAAUAGCUUUAGAUCCAAGCAAUUAAGCUCUUUUUGUUUUUAUCUAUGAUCAACCGCAUAUUCUCUCUCGCUCUCUCUCUCUCUCACCAAAACUCAUUGGUAUUUCUUCAUGUUCCAACUUCUCAAUUUUGAUUUUUUUAGCUUCUAUUCUCUUCUUCUCUCUUCUCUAUAGAGCAAUAGAUCUUCAUCUCUAGAAUAACUACGUCAAAAAUGAGAAACUCAUUUUCGAGAGGAAUAUGCAUGAGUCAUGCUGCAAUGCAAAGUACUCUACUAGGACUAAAAAAGUGAAGAGAGGAAUUCAAUUCCUUUCUCCCAAUUCCAAAUCAUAUAAUUGGGCUAGAAAGGAACAACAUUAUAUAUUUAUAUAUAUGAUUGUUUUAUGAAUAAUAAGCUUCAAUAAUAGAGACUACAGCUAGCUCCUCUAUCUUAUCAUAACUAUAUUCUUUUUCUAAUUUCUUCGAUAUAUCUAUACUUCUUUAUAUAUAUUUCCUUUUAAUGAUGCGAAUCAUGCAUAACGCACUUUUUGAUCUCACUGUCUGUCUUAUUAUAGAGUAGAAAACAUGACAUUGUGAAAAGAAUGACCAUAAGUGGAAAAUAUUAUUAAACAAUAAUAUAUAUAUAUAUAGCUAUAUAGGAAAUGACCAGGUGCAAUGUUGAAGAGCGUGGUGGAGUACUACUCGACCAAACAAUCAUUAAUGCGUCUGAUCAUCAUCAUCAUAUGGAUGAUGAUGAUGAUGAAGGUCGCAAAGAUCAUAACCUAAUCAUCAGAACUUGUCCUUCAUGCGGUCAUCAGAUCAAAUGUCAAGACAAGGCUGGAAUUCAUGAUUUGCCGGGUCUACCAGCUGGGGUAAAGUUUGAUCCGACAGAUCAAGAGCUUCUACAACAUUUGGAAGGGAAGGUACGUUCUGAGACAUGCAAGGUUCACCCUCUCAUAGAUGAGUUCAUCCCUACUAUUGAUGGCGAGAAUGGGAUUUGCUAUACUCAUCCACAGAAGCUGCCAGGAGUGAGGAAAGAUGGCCUAGUGCGUCACUUCUUCCAUAGACCUUCCAAGGCAUACACGACCGGAACAAGGAAGAGACGAAAGGUCCACACGGACGAAGAGGGUGGCGAGACGCGGUGGCACAAGACCGGAAAGACCCGACCUGUUUUUGUUGGGGGAAGGGUGAAAGGGUACAAAAAGAUACUUGUUCUCUACACAAACUAUGGGAAGCAAAGAAAGCCUGAGAAGACCAAUUGGGUUAUGCACCAAUACCACUUGGGCAACAAUGAAGAGGAGAAAGAAGGAGAGUUAGUGGUGUCCAAAGUCUUCUAUCAAACGCAGCCUAGACAAUGUGGUUCGGUCAUCAAAGAUUUGCUUAACCCACCUAAGAAUAAUAACAACUUGCGACAAAACGACGAGUCCUUUGUUGAGUAUUCAUGCAAUAUUCCUAAUUCUUUCAUAUCAUUUGAUCACGCUGCCCAAAAUGGAGGGACCACUCCUGAAAUUUCUGUCACCCAUUUUGGGGCUGGUUCUUUCCUUAAUUCAUGAACAUCUGUAUAGGUAAUUAUAUAAUAAUAAUUGAAGCCAAAGGUACAAAAGGAGACGAGAAUAAGAUGAGAUAAGAAGGGUAGUACUUGGAGUCAAGAUAUAUAAAUAUAUAUAAUAAAAUAAGAUGAUGAUCAAGUAGUGAAUUAUAGUAACAAAGUUAUUUAAUAGAAGGGGUAAGGAAGGGGAAAAGAAUAAAAAAGAGGAAAGGUAACUUUAGUUCCUGAGAACUUGCACCUUCUAAUUCUAUUAUAGUACACAAUAUAGAAGCUUUGUGACUCUUCUAGUCUUCUACAAUUUUUUUUUUAUCAAGUUCUUAUUAUGUAUGCUUUAUACAAAUGUGAAUAAUUACAUUUCACGUGGGCCAUGACCCCGUCUUUAAUGUGGGUUGGGGUUGUAUUUUUUCUUAAAAAAGCUGUACAAAGAUGAAAUCUAUAUACGUUCCUUACC
Messenger RNA from Cannabis sativa, 2568 nucleotides. Its product is annotated as NAC domain-containing protein 73. Gene Ontology annotation, biological process: regulation of DNA-templated transcription. The record is from RefSeq and is a predicted model, not a curated record. Gene Ontology annotation, cellular component: nucleus. Bases 1231 to 2121 code for a protein of 296 amino acids. Gene Ontology annotation, molecular function: DNA-binding transcription factor activity; transcription cis-regulatory region binding. The transcript is spliced from 3 exons. NCBI's taxonomy places the organism in Eukaryota, Viridiplantae, Streptophyta, Magnoliopsida, Rosales, Cannabaceae.